Molecule: messenger RNA, 3024 nt
Organism: Penicillium argentinense
Lineage: Eukaryota; Fungi; Ascomycota; Eurotiomycetes; Eurotiales; Aspergillaceae
Product: mismatch repair ATPase MSH1
Exons: 3
Coding region: 1-3024 (1007 amino acids)
Biological process (GO): mismatch repair
Cellular component (GO): nucleus
Molecular function (GO): mismatched DNA binding; ATP-dependent DNA damage sensor activity; ATP binding
Source: RefSeq, a predicted model, not a curated record
AUGCGCCUCAAUGGCAGGGCUCUUACGCAUUGGAGACCUUGCUGGCACUCGACAGUGAGAUUUACGGUCGUUCCAUCCAACCAGUAUCACAUCCAUCGGACCAUCUGCCACCAUACGCGUCACCCACCAGUUCACGCUUCCGUUCUUAGCGCCACGUCGCCCGUCGAACAACGAAGAGGCGCGAAGACAAAGUCUACAGCCAAAUUGAAGGAUCUUCCGCAAGGCGUUGUGAAAUUAGAGGCUUAUGAUGAUGGUGUCGACGAUGCGCCACAGUAUCCGACAGUGGUACAGGGCCAUCGUAACAAUAUGCAGAAGUUCAAGAACUGUGUAGUUCUAACACGAGUCGGGGGCUUCUACGAGCUUUACUUCGAACAAGCCGAAGAAUUUGCCCCUUUGCUCGGUAUGAAGCUUGCAACCAAGAAGACCAGUGCCGGGCCGGUUCCCAUGGCUGGCUUCCCCUUCUUCCAGCUCGAUCGAUACCUCAAAAUGCUUGUCCAGGAUUUGAACAAGUAUGUGGCAAUUAGUGAGGAGUUCGCGCCAGAAGUAGAAGACAAGGCCAGGUCAAAUGGCCUCAUGUUUGAUCGAAAAGUCGCCAGGAUCAUCACACCAGGCACAUUAAUCGACGAGAAAUUUAUCGAUCCAUCAGAGAACAACUUUCUUUUGGCGAUAUAUCUCGAUGUCCCCUCUCUCGAAGAGAAAUUUCGGAACAAUGUUAGGGAUCUAUCCUCCCAACACAUAUUGUCCUCCGUGUCUCAGAGUGUCGGGCUGUCCUGGCUAGAUUUAUCGACGGGUGACUUCUUCACCCAACUCACGACGAUGCAAAUGCUUCCAUCUGCUAUCACUAGGAUCGGGGCUCGGGAAAUCCUGGUCGACCAAAAGGUGCAGGAUCUCAUCGGACAAGAGCUUCAGUUACUGGUUGGGCAUGAGCAUCGUCUUGUGACGUUUUUCCAGUUUCCAGAAACAUUCGACCCAAUGACCCAGUGGGAACCAAUGCUAGAAGCCCCUAUCCCCAAAGAAACGCACGCAUCUUUCACGGCAGAAGAAGUUGCAGCUGGAUAUAGCUUGCUUGAGUACAUCCGUCUGCAGCUGCAAGGGUUGAAUCUCAAACUACAACCUCCACGUCGCAGACAUCUCGACGAAUCAAUGAGCAUCGACCGGAAUAGCUUGAGGGGUCUGGAGAUUUUGGAAACAGCUCGAGAUGGUUUUGGAAAAGGCAGCUUACUUCAUGCCGUGCGCAGAACUUCUACUAAAAGUGGUGCUCGUCUAUUGCGAGAUCGACUCACUUCUCCGUCUACAUCUAGGCAGGUUAUCAACGAGCGACUUGAUCUUGUCUCAGUACUCAUGGCGAAUGAGGACCUCCGCGAUAGCGUGGUUCAGCUAUUAAAACGUAGCUACGAUGCUCAACGUUUAGUGCAAAAGUUUGCUCUCGGCAAAGGUGACCCAGACGACUUGAUUUGUCUUUCUCGGGCCAUCGAAGCCUCGAAAGGAGUCAGACAAGUUUUGACCGAUCAUGAGAGGCUCUUAUGCUCUACAUCAACCGAUGCCAAGCGCAGUCUUAGCUCCAUGAUCGCUCGACUUCACUUGGAUGGGCCAAUCGCCCUUGCGGAAAAGAUUUUGGCUGCCAUUGAUGAAGAAGGACUUCUCCAGAAGCAACGCAUCGAAGAGAGCACUGCCACCGAGGCAGCCAACUUGGCUCAAGAAGUCACACUGAACGAAGGCACAUCCAAUGACCUCGCGACGUUGCCGAAAAAAGUCAGAACCAAAAGCAGUGACCGGUCAGCCUCCUUGGACUCCGAUCCCAGCUUGGUUGAUACAUGGAUCAUGAGACGUGAUGCAAGUGAUAUCUUAAACGAGCUACAUGCAGAGAUCGAACGCCUAUGGGGCGAUAAGGCUUCCUUGACUCAACACCUUCGUGACUCUGUAGGAUCCUCUGCGCUGAAUCUCAAAUGGACGCCCGGCCUGGGCCACAUCUGCCACGUCAAAGGAGCCAAAGUUUCCCAGGAGGCGCUCGAGGAACUCGGCGUCACGCGCAACGUUUCUUCGACCAAAUCCACCCGAUCCUUCUAUCUUCCUGCUUGGACCGAACUCGGAAAUACGAUGGAGAGUGUCCGCGUUAAAAUUCGCCAAGAGGAGCAAGCCAUCUUCGAACAUCUGCGCCGGGAAGUAAUCGUAAACCUAGUCAAGAUCCGGCGCAACGCAGCGGUCAUGGAUGAACUCGAUGUCGCCUGUUCUUUCGCAACAUUAGCCCAAGAACAGCAAAUGGUCCGGCCCAUCCUCAAUGACGGAACCUCCCAUCGAAUCGUGGGCGGCAGACAUCCAACCGUCAAACUCGGCCUGGAAGAACAAGGACGGUCCUUCGUCAGCAACGACUGUUUUCUCGGUGACCAAGAACGGAUCUGGCUCAUCACUGGCCCGAACAUGGCAGGCAAAAGUACAUUCUUGCGACAGAACGCUUUGAUCACUAUUCUGGCGCAGGUGGGUUCGUAUGUGCCUGCCGCUUACGCCGAAAUCGGGAUUGUCGACCAAAUCUUCAGUCGGAUUGGCGCGGCUGAUGAUCUGUUCCGUGACCAAUCGACCUUCAUGGUGGAGAUGCUGGAGACCGCUGCUAUCCUGAAGCAAGCGACUCCUCGGUCUUUUGUCAUUAUGGAUGAAGUCGGACGAGGAACAACUCCCGAGGACGGCACGGCUGUCAGCUUUGCCUGUCUCCAUCACCUACAUUAUCAUAAUCAGUCACGGACCCUAUUUGCGUCGCAUUUCCAUUCGCUUGCAGAUAUGACGCGGCCGUUCGAGCACUUGGAAAGAUACUGUACUGAUGUUAAAGAGAUGCCAUCCGGUGCUUUUUCAUUCGUGCAUCGUCUGCGAAAGGGCGUCAAUCGUGAGUCGCAUGCUCUCAAGGUUGCCCAACUGGCUGGUCUUCCUCGAGAAACCCUGGAUCUGGCUAGGCGAAUGCGCCAGGAAAUAAGGGAGGAGGCGUCUUCGUCUCGCACGACAGAUGAAGUACCGCGAACGUCACAUCGGUCCUGA